Molecule: messenger RNA, 2610 nt
Organism: Medicago truncatula (barrel medic)
Lineage: Eukaryota; Viridiplantae; Streptophyta; Magnoliopsida; Fabales; Fabaceae
Product: long-chain-alcohol oxidase FAO2
Exons: 3
Coding region: 239-2452 (737 amino acids)
Molecular function (GO): flavin adenine dinucleotide binding; long-chain-alcohol oxidase activity
Source: RefSeq, a predicted model, not a curated record
CCUUCCCACAGGACACAUAAAAGUUUACUAUAUCAAAAACACUAUACUCAUUUAAAAUCACUGACACCACAUAACUGAACAGAUUCAGUAAUCUUAAAUGUGUUGUGUCAUCCUAUUCACUUUAUAUAAAUAAAGAGUGAAGACACAAUAGAUUGUUGUCAUAAAAGUUUGUACAAAAGUCACACGUCACAAGAAUACAAAACAAAAAUAAUAUCUUUGUGAUUGCAAAAAAAGAGCAAUGGAAGAUUCUCAUCCUCUAUUGAGAGGAGGUAGAGGAAAAGAGAAAGGUUAUAGCCAUGGAUUUUUAACCUCUCAGAUGCAUGUAUUGGCUUCCAUAUGUGACACCCUUUUUCCAUCCAUUCCAUUAAACAAAGAAGUCUCUCAAGAUGAAAACCUCUCAUCCUUCUAUUCAACUUCUGGUUCUCAGUUCCCAUUUCCUGAUGAGGCUGCAGAGCUAGUCUUGCUGUUCAAGAAGAGUGCACCAGAAGCAAUUCCAUUGGUGAGGUGGAUUCUAUGGAUUCUGUCAUUCAAAUUAGGGACACUUUUUCUUUGUGGAACUCUUUGCUUGCAUUGGAAGUGGCCUUUUGUUCUCAAAUUCUCUGAGAUUUCUUUGGAAAAGAGAGAAGAAAUUCUCAAGAAAUGGUCAAAAGAAAACAAAUGGACACCUCUAAGGGCUGUGUUUGUGUUGAUCAAAAUUGUUUUCUUCUAUACUUUGUUCUCAAGGACAGAUGUAAAUGGCCAUAAUCCAAUGUGGAAGGCAAUAGGGUACAAGGUGGACACUAGAGAAAAGUUGAAACUAAAGAAGAGGCCUCUCCAGGAAGGACUAGUAGAGACAACAUACGAAACCAAUUCUACAUUAAUCCAAUCCCUGAGUGAAAAAGGCCUUGAAGUCACUGAAGAUGAAGAGCAAAACGUGUACAAGAUCAAAUGCGAUGUUGUCAUUGUUGGUUCCGGUAGCGGCGGAGGAGUUGCAGCUGCAAUUCUUGCAAACUCAGGUCAUAAAGUGAUCAUCCUAGAAAAAGGAGAGUAUUUUGUUUCUCAAGAUUAUUCUUCCUUGGAAAGUUCAGCGAUGAACGAGCUCUAUGAAUCAGGUGGAAUCAUGCCAACUCUUGACGGUAAAAUGAUGAUCUUAGCUGGCUCAACAGUCGGUGGAGGUUCAGCUAUAAACUGGGCUGCUUGUGUUAGAACACCUGACUCUGUUAAGAAGGAAUGGUCCGAAAAAUAUAAACUACCGCUUUUCACAAGCUCUGACUAUCAAUCUGCUAUGGACUCGGUAUGCAGAAGGAUUGGUGUGACAGAUAAAUGCAACAAGCAAAGCUUUCAAAAUCAAGUUCUUCGGAAAGGGUGUGAGAGAAUUGGUUUAAAAGUCGAGUCAGUUGCAGUGAAUGCUUCAGAAGAUCAUUAUUGCGGUUCGUGCUGUUACGGUUGUAGAACCGGAGAUAAAAAGGGUACUGACUCAACUUGGUUGGUUGAUGCUGUUGAAAAUGGCGCAGUUAUCCUCACUGGAUGUAGAGCUGAGAAAUUCAUAAUAGAAAAUGGGAAGAAUGAAACAAAGAGAAAGAAUUGCUCAGGAGUGAUUGCUGCAACAAGUUGGAGGAGUAAGAUUACAAAGAAACUCCAAAUAGAAUCCAAAGUAACUAUUUCAUCAUGUGGAUCACUACUUACACCUCCUCUAAUGAUUUCUAGUGGACUACAAAAUCCAAACAUUGGAAGAAACCUUCAUCUCCAUCCAGUUCAAUUUGCUUGGGGCUAUUUCCCUGAAAACAUGACAAACUUAAGUGGUAAUAACCAUGAAGGAGGAAUCAUAACUUCUAUACACAAAGUACUUGCUGAGAACUCCACGCCAAAAAUCAUUAUAGAAGCACCUGCUUUAGGACCUGGAUCAUUUUCAGUAUUAGUUCCAUGGAUCUCAGGACUCGAUAUGAAAGACAGAAUGGCAAAAUAUGCAAGAACUGCUAACCUUUUUGCAUUGGUUAGAGACAUAGGAUCAGGAGAAGUAAGAAGUGAAGGAAAAAUUUCUUAUAGACUUGAUCAAAUGGACAGAGAAAAUCUUAGAAUUGGAUUAAGGAAGUCUUUAAGGAUUUUGGUUGCGGCGGGAGCUGUUGAGGUUGGAACUUAUAGGAGUGAUGGACAAAAAAUCAAAUGUGAAGGGAUCAAAGAAGAAGAACUGGAGGAGUUUCUUGAUACUGUCUCGGUUGUCGGGGGACCACGGUCCAGAAGUGAACUUUGGACAAUGUUUAGUUCUGCACAUCAAAUGGGAAGUUGUAGAAUGGGUAAGAAUGAAGAAGAGGGUGCAGUUGAUGAGAAUGGAGAAAGUUGGGAAGCAAAAGGGUUGUAUGUGUGUGAUGGAAGUGUUUUGCCUAGUGCAGUUGGUGUUAACCCUAUGGUAACCAUUCAAUCUACAGCAUACUGUAUUGCUAGUAAAAUUGCAGAAUCACUUAAGGAAGAAUAGACAGAGAUUGAUGAAUAAUAAUGAAGUUUGUAUUAUUUCAAUAAAAGAAUUUCAUUGAAAAUGUACAUGUACUUUUCGUUUUUUUACAUGAUGUAACUAGUAUUGCUGGUGUUAACAAAAUAAAGUUUCAUGUAAAUGUGUCAAAGUUUAUUAUGCGA